Molecule: messenger RNA, 3526 nt
Organism: Photinus pyralis (common eastern firefly)
Lineage: Eukaryota; Metazoa; Arthropoda; Insecta; Coleoptera; Lampyridae
Exons: 3
Coding region: 58-2427 (789 amino acids)
Source: RefSeq, a predicted model, not a curated record
AAAUGUUCAUAUGACGAAUCUCUUUCGUUUUAUAACAGCUACCGCGGUGAGGACAGUAUGCGAUGGUUUGCUGAUGAGAUGAAUAAGCUUGCGGAAGAUGUAUCUACAGUGUUUCUUUGUCCCUACAAGAUGCAUAUGACUCCACAGCAGGAGCUUGAAUUUCAAGCAGCAACGGAGUGCCAUAUUUGCGAACAGUCAUUUAAAUCUGGACAAAAGAAAGUUCGUGAUCACAAUCAUCUUAUCCCGGAGAACAACUUCCGCGGAGCUGCAUGUGAGGGAUGCAACGUCAACUAUCAGGAUACUCAUACAAUCCCGGUGGUGUUCCACAACUUGAGUGGAUAUGAUGCUCACUUUGUUGUAGCAGAUAUUGCUACUAGAAUGGAUGGCAAAAUUGACUUGCUCCCUAUAACCAAGGAGAAAUAUAUCUCUUUCACCAAACAUAUCGAUGAGUCACGUGUCUCCUUUAGGUUUAUCGAUAGCUUCCGGUUCAUGGCGUCGGGGCUAGAUAAACUAUCGUCAGCACUGACAGAAUUUCCCAAUCUCAAGGCGCAAUUCUCUACACUACCUGCGGAUCAAUUUAAUCUUUUAACUAAAAAAGGAGUCAUGCCGUAUGAUUACCUCGACUCGUUUGACCGCUUCGAAGAGCCAACUCUACCUCCUCAAGAUGACUUCUACAAUAAGCUAGAAGAUAAGCCCUGUCCCAGAAAAAUGUAUCGUAGAGCUCAGGAGGUGUGGGACAGAUUUAACUGCAGCAACUUGGGUCAAUAUGUAGACUUGUACAUGAAGACAGAUAUUCUACUCCUUGCAGAUGUCUUUGAACAGUUUAGAUCAAGCUGUAUUAGCACUUAUGAUUUAGAUCCGGCCCACUAUUUUACACUACCAGGCUUUACUUGGGAUGCCAUGUUGAAAUACACGCGACAAGAGCUGGAACUCCUUACCGACCAGGAUAUGUUCCUCUUUGUCGAGCGGGGUAUUCGUGGAGGGUUAAGUCAAGUCUGCUCUAAAAGAAGAGCUCAUGCAAACAACAAAUAUAUGCCCAAAUAUGAUUCAACGAAACCGGAUGUCUAUCUAAUGUACAACGAUAUCAAUAACCAGUAUGGCUGGAGUAUGAGCCAAUAUCUUCCAUAUGGAGGCUUUGAAUGGGUAGACUCCAACAUCGAUAUCACUACGAUUCCGGAUGAUGCAGAUGAAGGCUACAUUCUAGAAGUUGAUUUGGAGUAUCCACAGCAUUUGCAUGACGCUCACACAGAUUUACCGUUCUGUGCAUUACACAUCAACCCGAAGACUAUGAAACCGCCAACUGAAACUGCGGAAAUUUCAAAACUCAUGGCGACCUUAAAUAAUAAAGAAAAAUACGUCAUCCACUAUCGAGCCUUGAAGCAAGCAUUAGCCCAUGGCCUAAUUCUCUCCAAAGUACAUAGGGUACUCAAAUUUAAACAGUCCCCUUGGCUAAAGUCCUACAUUGACCUUAAUACAGAACUAAGAAAAAAAGCCAAGAAUGAAUUUGAGAAGAACUUGUUUAAGUUGAUGAAUAACGCAGUCUUUGGGAAGACUAUGGAAAAUGUCAGAAAACGGGUUAAUAUCAAAUUACUAACGCAAUGGAAAGGACGUUACGGCGCAGAAUCAUACAUUGCGAAACCGGAAUUUAAAUCUUGCGCCAUUUUUAACGAAAACUUGGUAGCUGUAGAAUUGAAUAAGCUUGAAGUCUAUUUAAAUAAGCCUAUAUACGUAGGUCAAGCCAUUCUUGAUCUAGCCAAGACGACCAUCUACAGCUUCCAUUAUGACUACAUGAUGGAUAGAUUUGGAGAUAACUGCACAGUUCUUUACACAGAUACGGACAGCUUAAUUUAUGAAAUUCGUGAACAAGAUCCUUAUAUGGCGAUAAAAAACGACUGUUUUAAAUAUUACGAUACUAGCGAUUAUGACCCCAAUAACCCAUAUGGCAUACCCCUUGUAAAUAAGAAAGUGUUGGGCAUGAUGAAAGAUGAAAAUAAUGGACAGAUAAUGACUGAUUAUGUAGGAUUGCGAUCGAAACUGUACACCACCAAAGUUUUACCCUCCAAGGAUGAUUUGAUAAAAUUACGGCAAAAAUUAGAAGCGGAAGAGAAUGAAGAGGAUGAGAUCGAUACGAUUAUUAAAAAUUUCGGUUUGAUGAAGAAGGCAAAGGGUAUAAAGAAAAGUGUAGUGGAGACUAAAAUUACUUUUGACGAUUAUGUGGAGUGUCUGGAGACCUUUAAGCGCAAAACGACUUCCCAAAAUUUAAUCCGAUCCAAUAAACAUCAGGUAUAUUCGAUAACGCAGUCGAAAAUUGCUCUAAGUCCCGAAGACGAUAAGAGAUAUUUAAUCCCAGGUACAUUUGAUACUCUUCCGUGGGGCCAUUAUGCUAUCAGUAAGCCUCAAGAUGUUCAACAGAUGGAAAUUGAUUAAAGUGCAAAUUUUUAUUAAUUAAUUGCAGUUUUGUUAUCUCGUUUGAAUAAUUUACCAACCCUUGACGAAUUAAUGAACCCUUUCAAUUUAUUUUGAAAGCGCCGUUCGUGCAGUCUCCCUCAGGUAAAAUAUUCAAUCGAUAUAAACAAAUUGCAGCAGAUUAUGGUAGGCCUGUUAAUUAUUUUUUAUGCAUAUAAGAAAUUGUUAAUGGGGAAUCCUAUAACGAGGCUGUAAACACCCCCCAAUAAAAUUACUUUAAUGCAAUUUUAUUGCCUCUAAGGUGGCCAUGGAAAGGGGUGUAUCAUAUCGAGCGAACCUCCGUACUCGAUAUUGCGGCUAAUUGUUAAAUUAUUAAUUAAUAACUUUAGUUAUAGCAAAAUUUAAAAUCUACUCAUCUCCAGGGCAUAACGAUAGUCGAUGUAGUGAAACAGCCUGCUUUUGAAUAGACCGAGGUAAUAUUCAUAAGGUAUAUGUUUUACCUAUAUAAUAUCAGGUAUGGCGAUAUUGAAUAUAAUGAGUGAAGGAUGUAAAUUUUUAUUGCGUGUUUAUCUGCAUACCCCUUUGUAUCAAGCUUCCUAUGACAUCGUUUGUCACAUAGCUGUGCAAUCUGUGCAGGUUUCCUGUCUAAAUGGAUAGCAAUAAAUAAAACUCCUCCUAGAAAUCGUUUGAUAGGCAUUUGUUACGAGGAUGGCGGGUAAGAAUGAGCUCUUUUCUAUUUUUCAUCAAACUUAAUGUAUGUAAUUUUUCAGCUCAAGGUGCGGCCAUCGUCUUCGGAGGCGUGCAAACGGCCUAUGGUAAAUACACCGCAUAUCUAUCACACGUUUAACCAUAUAUUUGUAGAACGAGAACUCCGAACACAUCUAAUAGAAAAAUAUGGAUCUGAACAUGUUGCGAUUUUACGGGGUCGGGGAACAAUCCCCGGCUCCAUAAAAGUGGAGGAGGCCCUCUUCCGGGGAAAGAGGUUCCAGGUCUUUAAAGACCUGGAACUCCAGCACACCUAUUGGGUGUUCUAUAAUUAAUAAACCUGUUAAAUUUUGUUCUGUUUUUCUUAUCCGCCCCACUGCAUAGAUUAUGAUUGUAUCCGUGUUCUAAGCUCUUA